CUGUUACAAAUGAUGGAGGAUUCCCUGCAAGGAAAUCUAUCGUGAACGUCGCGGGCUCUGUUCUUGCAGGGUCCCGCAGUCUGAACUAAUUGUAGGUGUUUUAUCGAAGUGAAAGAAUGAUCCCUCCACCACCUCCAGGUCCCCCGCCUGAUUUGUCGAGUGGUGGACCUCCGCCACUUCCCGCAGAUGCAGGAACGAGUUCUGGACCUCCAGCACCCCCACCAGCAGCUGCUCUUGAGGCUCCCAGUGCUCCUACAGCCUCUGAACCAGACGUGCUGGCUCCAGCCUCUGAUGUGCGAUCGUGGGAAAGGCCAUGGAAGCCGGAUGAGAUGAGAGGCAAUGUUGGAAAUUGGACGCUGGCUGCAGAUUCUGGUCUACUGCUGUAUAUAAAAGAUUUUUCCAAACGUAUGACCGAGCGUAUUGCAGACAUGACGACGCAAGUGGAUGGCCUGGGGACGGAAUCGAAGCGUACAGAGACUAGGCUACAUAACUGUUUCAACGAUUUCCUCAUGUUAUCCAGUGUUCAGUUUGUGGAGAAUCGUGUGUACGACUUCGAGGAAACCAAGGAGGGUGAUACAGUUUCUGGUACGGCUGAGGAGAAGCCAGAAGAGGCUCCUGCUGACAAAAGUGGCGAGAGUCAACCCGAGGAGGAGAAGACCAGAGAGCAGAGAGAGGCUGAACUGAUACCUCGCAUCACAGCCGCACUGAAGCUCGGUGUCGAUGUCAUGCAGAAUUCUUUUGACAAGAUCGAGCCAGCGCAGGAGAGUAGCAAGCAGAAAGAUACUAGCGGUAACGGUGGUGAGGGGGAUGAUGACGAUGAUGACGACGAUGAAGAGGAGGAGAAAGCCGAGAUGGAGAACAUGGAGGCAAUCUUCGAGCCAAAAGAUCCGUAUGCUUUGCGCCCUCUGCCGUACGUGAUUGGUUCAGUCCAGUUCUUGCAGAGUGACGACGUUGGAUUGUUACUCGCUGAGUCGGAUGAAUCAGGAUACGAAGAUGAGGAGGAGGAGGAAGAGGAAGAUGAUAGUGAGGCAGAGGAGGAGAAGCCAACGGCGAUUGUGUCGGACGACGGGUUUUCGGACGAUCUGGACAAAGACUCGGACGACGAUGAUUCGGAGAGUGACGAGGAUGGAGAGUCGAAACCUCGUCGAAGCCGUGCCACAAAGCCAUUCGCUAGUGAUGACUCGGACUCGGAUGAAGAUAGUGAUGACUGGAGUGAUGAGGGCAGUAGUAAGAAAGCGCCUGCCGCUCGCGGUGGUGGUGAUGACGACGAUGAAGACGUCCAAGAGCCAAAAAGUGACUUCCAAUCAGAGCUGGCAAGCAAACUAGGCCUGGCCGCAGUAGCAGCACCACGGAAAGCCAGCGGCGUCAAAGGGUCAGAGGACGAUGAAGGCGAUGAUGAUGACGACGAUCACGUGAGCCAAGCUAAGCCGACGCGGAAAGCCUCCGUAAGGAAGUCUGGUGGUGGUCUUUUUGACGAUGAUGAUGAUGACGAUGACGUGAGCCAAGCUAAGCCGACGCGGAAAGCCUCCGUAAGGAAGUCUGAUGGUGGUUUUUUUGACGAUGAUGAUGAUGACGACGACGAAGGAGACUUGUACGCUUGUACUUGUACGGCAGUUGAAGCCAGCCGAGCAGAACCAGCAGCGGCGACAGGCAAGAAGAAACCUGCUGGUGCAGUGUCCAUGUUCGGAGGCGCAGAUCCGUUUGCAGCCAAGAAGAGCGUUCCGGCACGGGAGCCAGCAGAUGCACCUCCGACUUACACAUCCAGCAAGAAACCUGCUGGAUUGUUCGACGACGAUGACGACGACGAUAUGUUUGCUGCGCCGAAAGCGAAAAGCACAGCCGCGCCGGGCAAAGCAGUGUCAGCUGCCAGCCUGCCAAGCGAGAAAACUGGCGGUGGAGGUGGGUUGUUUGGUGGAGAUGACGACGACAACGACGAUAUGUUUGCUGCGCUGAAAGCAAAGUCGAAAGCGGCUACGCCUGAAGAUGAUCUUUUCUCGGCCCCAGUUUCCGCAGGUGCUGCCUCCACGGCAGUUGAAGCCAGCCGAGCAGAACCAGCAGCGGCGACAGGCGAGAAGAAACCUGCUGGUGCAGUGUCCAUGUUCGGAGGCGCAGAUCCGUUUGAAGCCAAGAAGAGCGCUCCGGCACGGGAGCCAGCAGAUGCACCUCCGACUAACACAUCCAGCAAGAAACCUGCUGGAUUGUUCGACGACGAUGACGACGACGAUAUGUUUGCUGCGCCGAAAGCGAAAAGCACAGCCGCGCCGGGCAAAGCAGUGUCAGCUGCCAGCCUGCCAAGCAAGAAAACUAGCGGUGGAGGUGGGUUGUUUGGUGGAGAUGACGACGACAACGACGAUAUGUUUGCUGCGCCGAAAGCAAAGUCGAAAGCAGCUACGCCUGAAGAUGAUCUUUUCUCGGCCCCAGUUUCUGCAGGUGCUGCCCCCACGGCAGUUGAAGCCAGCCGAGCAGAACCAGCAGCGGCGACAGGCAAGAAGAAACCUGCUGGUGCAGUGUCCAUGUUCGGAGGCGCAGAUCCGUUUGAAGCCAAGAAGAGCGCUCCGGCACGGGAGCCAGCUGAUGGACCUCCGACUAACACAUCCAGCAAGAAACCUGCUGGAUUGUUCGACGACGAUGACGAUGACGAUAUGUUUGCUGCGCCGAAAGCGAAAAGCACAGCCGCGCCGGGCAAAGCAGUGUCAGCUGCCAGCCUGCCAAGCAAGAAAAAUAGCGGUGGAGGUGGGUUGUUUGGUGGAGAUGACGACGACAACGACGAUAUGUUUGCUGCGCCGAAAGCAAAGUCUAAAGCGGCUACGCCUGAAGAUGAUCUUUUCUCGGCCCCAGUUUCAAAAUCGAGACUGAGUCAAAAGCAAAAGGACGCCAUCGCCAUCACAUUCAAAGAACCGGGCAAACCUUUGCCGCGGAAGCAAGAAGUGCCCGCCACUGUUUCAUUCGAUGAACCGGCCCUGGUCAAGACGCUAUCUUCGGCGACAAAGAGCCGUGCCCGUGGGCCAAGUCAACGUCCACCGCGUCGCCAGGCUUCUCGUUCAUCUGCAUCGGGUGAAGAGGACGAUUUGGAGAAGUCACUAGGUGUCAGCGUAGUGACCGGCUCUCCGAUCUCAACCAUAGCCAAACCCACCGCCAGUGUUGAUGAAGAUGAGGACUUGUUUGCUGCAGCUCCUGUUGAUGAUCUGUUUGGUUCACCAUCCGCUACCGCUGCGCCGUCAGCGACUGAAGCAAGUGCUUCUGCUGCUGCUGCCGCUGAUGCUGGGGAUGAGACAGCAGCGACAAAGAAGAAAACCAAAAAGAAGACGGCUGGUAAGAAGAAGAAAUCUGCGGCCGCUGCUGCUGCAGACAUCUUCGAUACCGGUGCCAGUAUUUUUGACGACCCGUUAGCUGGAGCUGCGAAUGAUGACAUCUUUGCUUGAUGUGUGUGUUUGGGUGUGUGUACGCGCACCUGUGUGCCUUUUUGUGUUUUCUUUUCCGCUUAUGUUCUAUCUUGUCCUUUGCUCGUUGUCAUCCACUGUGUACAUGUCGGUACGUGUACUCGUUACAUGUACUUCAACUACAUGUACAUGUGUAUACACAAGAGUGUUGAUGGCUUUGCCGACUUUGUCAUUUCCUUGCAGUCUGUCCCCGUGCUAUUCGCUUUUACAUUGAUUUUUCUUUUUUCUUUCUGCUGUUGCUGCUGGUCAGCUCAGACUUAUCUUUCAUAGAAUUAUUGCUGUUUCAUAUAGAGCCGCCAAACACACACACACACGCUCACACUUAUCAGUCUUUCAUAUCUCCUAGAGUUUAUGUUGUUGUUUUUUUAAUAAAUAUGUGACCUGGUUGAAAACGUUUCCUCGGUGUUCAUUGUUAUUUUUUGUUCCUUUAGGUUAUUUUUACCAGAGAUUUUCUGGAACAUAUUUACGCAUCUGAAAUGCUGUGUGCUGUAUAGCAUGGCCCGUGCCGUGCGUUUAAA
Sycon ciliatum is the source of this 3958-nucleotide messenger RNA. RefSeq names its product WASH complex subunit 2A-like. The record is from RefSeq and is a predicted model, not a curated record. NCBI's taxonomy places the organism in Eukaryota, Metazoa, Porifera, Calcarea, Leucosolenida, Sycettidae. Bases 117 to 3422 code for a protein of 1101 amino acids. The transcript has 2 exons.